UCAGUGCUGUCCACGGCGGUAAGUAGGUGAGGUUUGGAGGCUCCUCAAACAAAAUACAGAGAUCAUCAGAGCUCUACAUGACUUCAAUAUGAAGAGAAACAUGUCCGCUAUCGGCUCCCUUCACUGUUAGUCUUCAGUACUUCUUCCACAUUCAGUUUUUCCUCUUUUAUCGGUGAAGAGAAAACACAAGUGACUCUGCUUUCAGAGUGCACAGAGGAGCCACGAGCUGGGUUGAGUCUCCACGGUUCUCAUGGUGUGUUUAAGUGCAGCCCCCUGCUCUGAGCUCUUCAACAGUCAGACAGACUCUCUGUUACCGUGAGGACGAACACAUCAACGCUACAAAAUGGCAGAAGUAGCUCCAGCUGCAGCUCCCGCUGCGGCCAAAGUAGCCAAGAAGAAGGUGUCCAAGCCGAAGAAGACUGGUCCCAGCGUCGCUGAGCUCAUCGUUAAAGCUGUGGCCGCAUCCAAGGAGCGGAGCGGCGUGUCUGCGGCCGCCGUCAAGAAGGCUCUGGCCGCCGGAGGAUACGAUGUGGAUAAGAACAACUCCCGGGUCAAGACCGCCAUCAAGAACCUGGUGACUAAGGGGACUCUGGUCCAGACCAAGGGGACCGGGGCCUCUGGCUCCUUCAAGAUAAGCAAGACGGCUGUCGAGAAACCGGUCAAGAAAGCCGCUCCUAAAGCCAAGAAGCCCGCAGCUAAGAAACCCGCAGCGGCCAAAAAGCCCAAAGCAGCGGCAGUAAAGAAACCAGCAGUCGCUAAGAAGUCACCGAAGAAGGCGAAGAAACCCGCAGCGGCCAAGAAACCAACAAAGAGCCCCAAGAAGGCGACCAAGAGCCCCAAAAAAGUAGCAAAGAGUCCCAAGAAGGUGGUCAAAAAGGCCCCCGCACCCAAGAAAUCCCCCGCUAAGAAGGCUGCCAAGCCCAAAGCAAAGAAGGCAGCACCCAAGAAGAAGUGAGCUGUUAUCUCAACAACAAUCACUCCGAUAAAAGGCUCUUUUAAGA
Molecule: messenger RNA, 1001 nt
Organism: Anoplopoma fimbria (sablefish)
Lineage: Eukaryota; Metazoa; Chordata; Actinopteri; Perciformes; Anoplopomatidae
Product: histone H1-like
Exons: 1
Coding region: 344-955 (203 amino acids)
Biological process (GO): nucleosome assembly
Cellular component (GO): nucleosome
Molecular function (GO): DNA binding; structural constituent of chromatin
Source: RefSeq, a predicted model, not a curated record